This is a messenger RNA of Boeremia exigua, 786 nucleotides long. RefSeq lists its product as uncharacterized. The coding region runs from base 1 to 786 and encodes 261 amino acids. The record is from RefSeq and is a predicted model, not a curated record. Lineage: Eukaryota; Fungi; Ascomycota; Dothideomycetes; Pleosporales; Didymellaceae. Gene Ontology annotation, biological process: vacuolar proton-transporting V-type ATPase complex assembly. The transcript has 3 exons. Gene Ontology annotation, cellular component: Vma12-Vma22 assembly complex; extrinsic component of endoplasmic reticulum membrane.
AUGGCGCAGCUCCAAACCCCCCCUUCCGCCGCUCAUGUGCUCGCCAAUGCGUCAUCCGCCCCGGCACCGCAGACUGCGGAUAAAGAAGCGCUACUCGCCCGCCUCGACGCGCUGCUCGAGCAGUAUCUACACGCGCUCGCGCAGUACGAGGUGCUUACGCAGCAGCUGGGGCGGGGGAUGGGGUCUGGCUUCCUCGCGCUCGCACAAGCAAACUUCCACAGCCGCGGACCCCGGUACGGACGGGAUUCGUACGACGGACGCGUGCAGGCUGUGCGGCGAGUGGCUGUUACUGCGACUACGACUGCGACUGGGAGUGAGAGUGAGAGUGGGAGGGAGGGCGGGACUGGGGCAGGCAGCACCGAGACGGUGCGGUUCGAUGCGUUCUCGACGCUGGCGCCGCGCGCAAGACAACGCGGUGAGGAUGGGGAUGGCGUGGGGGAGGGUGCCGCGGUGGAAUCUCACAGCACGCUGGAAACUGCGCAGAGUGCGGCGCCAGAUACCUCGUCCACUACAGACCCGCACACCACAGACCCCCCCACCGCACCACCCAACCCGCCUCACACCACCGACACCGCCACAGACACAGACACAGACACCACCCCGCCCGCCCCCACAGACCCCCUCCGCAUGUUCGGCGUCCUCGUCCCGCCCGCGCUGCGCACCGCACAAGCGCACUUCGCGGCCGCCGUCGAGGGCCCGGUGGUGGGCCUUGCUUCUGUGGCUGCGCAGCUGCGGGCGCUGGAGAGGGAGAUUGGGAGGGUGCGGAAGGGGGUUAGGCGGGCGUGA